AGAUUCUCUUUAAUUUCCCGCCUAAAGCCUCCUCAACCAUAAGGCCACAUCUCCUGUAAUAAAAUGAAUUCUGAUUCGAGUUCUGUUUCCAGCAGAGCGUCAUCUCCGGACAUGGAUGAAAUGUACCUAAGAGACCACCAUCACCGCCACCACCACCACCACCAGGAGAGCCGUCUUAACUCGGUCUCAUCCACACAGGGCGAUAUGGUGCAGAAGAUGCCUGGGGAAAGCCUUUCGCGGGCAGGCGCCAAGGCUGCAGGAGAAAGCAGCAAGUACAAAAUCAAGAAGCAGCUGUCGGAGCAGGAUCUUCAGCAGUUGCGGCUGAAGAUCAACGGACGCGAACGCAAGAGGAUGCACGACCUGAACCUCGCCAUGGAUGGUCUGCGCGAGGUCAUGCCCUAUGCGCACGGGCCCUCGGUGCGCAAGCUCUCCAAGAUCGCCACACUGCUGCUAGCCAGAAACUACAUCCUCAUGCUCACCAGCUCCCUGGAGGAGAUGAAGAGGUUGGUUGGCGAGAUCUACGGGGGACACCACUCGGCCUUCCACUGUGGGACUGUGGGGCAUUCGGCCGGCCACCCGGCACACGCGGCCAACGCCGUGCACCCGGUGCAUCCGAUCCUGGGCGGCGCGCUCUCCUCUGGCAAUGCCUCGUCCCCACUGUCCGCCGCCUCCCUGCCGACCAUUGGCACCAUCCGACCUCCGCACUCACUCCUCAAGGCGCCCUCUACGCCGCCCGCACUACAGCUGGGCAGCGGCUUCCAGCACUGGGCGGGGCUGCCCUGUCCCUGCACCAUCUGCCAGAUGCCGCCACCACCGCACCUGUCCGCUCUCUCCACCGCCAACAUGGCCCGGCUUUCGGCCGAAUCCAAGGACUUGCUCAAGUGAGCCACGGGCUGGCCCGGUCGGGAGGAGGAAGGGAAAGCUGAGGCAGGGGUCGCAGUGCGGGGGCCAGGAGGGAAGGGGAGACUGCUCGGCCUGCGGGAGGGUGGGCGCGCGGCCCCGAGUCCUCGCCAGCGCCCUAGAGAUCCAGAUUCCACCUGACCCACCCCAGCGGGACGUACCAAAACCAAACUGGAAUACCUAGGUGUUAGUGAAGGGGACUGGAACCCGACGUUCUGUUUUGCAUGCAAGCUUCUUUUCCUCAUGCAGCCCCAGUAUUUCUCACUGCCAUAUGCUCUUGUCAAAACUGCAUUUUGUUGUUUAAAGAUGGGAUGGAUAGGUGGAGUUAAAAACUUGCAAAGGAACUUCGGAGUUGGCGUUUUCUGGCUGUGUUCUUAUCUUGGAGGGAAGAUGGCCAUCCCUUUGUGCAAAGCAAAUGUAAAUAUUUCAUCGAGCUAGGUGCAGUUAUGAUUGUCUCUGCCCUUAUAGUUUUUUUUAGAGACAAUGGAGAGAGAGAGAGAGAGAGAGAGAGAGAGAGAGAGAGAGAGAGAGAGAGACAGAGAGAGAGACAGAGAGAGAGAGAGAGAGAGAGAGAGAGAAGAGAAAUUCAGAAUCCAACUUUUGAAUCUCAGCCCAGGGCAUGAACCUCUUAUGUGGGUUUUUCAUUCCACACAAUAUAGGUCAAAAGAAUGCAUGCACGCUUCUAAGUGAAUCUUAUGUAAACAUGUGCGGGCUAUAGUGCCAUUUUCCUUGUAACAAGGAUUUAUUAGUAAAAUCUCCAAAGUACUCCAUACAUCUGUCUGUGGUUGUAAUGAAAUGAAAAGGGGGCCAGAACGCAAAGAUUCACACUCAAUGAACAUGUGAUUCUUUCCCCAAGCCCAUGUCUGUCCCUGUCCCUCAAAUGUCAUUCCAACUUUAGGGUUGUUCCAAGGGGCUCCGCUACAAAACUGGGCCUCUUCUAGAAGUUCAUCCUACCCCCUUGCCAAAUAAUUCUGCAUGCGGGGUUGGCUCUGUCUGUUAUCCCUCAGCUUUGAAAACAUACUAUGUUUGGGGGUGGGGGGCUGCCACUUUUAUUUUCCUGAACAUUUGCCUGAAAUAUUUUGUUAGGGCCUCAAAGACAAUACCUGUCUUUAUUUUUUAUAUAUUCUUGAUAAGUAUGAUAUAUUUAUUAAUAACCAGUGUUUCUGGAUGAGAUUUCAAAUAAAAAAGAACCUUUAA
This is a messenger RNA of Grammomys surdaster, 2097 nucleotides long. RefSeq names its product oligodendrocyte transcription factor 3 (gene Olig3). The transcript has a single exon. The coding region runs from base 64 to 885 and encodes 273 amino acids. Gene Ontology annotation, molecular function: protein dimerization activity. The record is from RefSeq and is a predicted model, not a curated record. Lineage: Eukaryota; Metazoa; Chordata; Mammalia; Rodentia; Muridae.